Molecule: messenger RNA, 2341 nt
Organism: Haplochromis burtoni (Burton's mouthbrooder)
Lineage: Eukaryota; Metazoa; Chordata; Actinopteri; Cichliformes; Cichlidae
Gene: slc5a11
Product: solute carrier family 5 member 11
Exons: 16
Coding region: 75-2147 (690 amino acids)
Biological process (GO): transmembrane transport
Cellular component (GO): plasma membrane
Molecular function (GO): D-glucose:sodium symporter activity
Source: RefSeq, a predicted model, not a curated record
AUCGGUUGGCUUGCACGAGUUGACUUGCAGAGAGCCCAGCUGGAAUGAUACAAAGUGUGACGGUGUACUGAAAGAUGACCUUUGACCUUCCAGUAGAACGCCAGGGGACCAGCGUGCCCCCAUCCCCAUCCACAUCGCCAUCUCCAGGGCAUGGCAGUACGCUUGACACCGUGGAUAUAGUGGUGCUGGUAAUCUAUUUUCUACUGGUGCUGGGAGUCGGCCUAUGGUCCAUGUGGAGGACAAAGCGCAGCACGGUGGAUGGAUACUUCUUAGCCGGGAAGAACAUGACCUGGUGGCCGGUGGGUGCUUCGCUGUUCGCCAGUAACAUUGGCAGUGGACAUUUCAUCGGCCUGGCAGGGUCAGGAGCCGCAGCGGGAAUUGGUGCCAUUGCAUACGAGUGGAAUGGUAUGAUGAUGGUACUGCUGCUGGGAUGGCUCUUCCUACCCAUUUAUAUUGCCUCUGGUGUGACAACGAUGCCAGAGUAUCUGCAGAGGCGGUUUGGUGGUAGAAGAACUCAGUUGUUUAUUGCCAUCCUUUCCUUAUUUAUUUACAUCUUUACAAAAAUAUCGGUGGACAUGUAUGCAGGUGCCCUGUUCAUUCAGCUCGCCUUACAAUGGAACAUCUACCUGGCUGUGGUGCUGCUGCUGUUAGUCACUGCUAUCUAUACUGUAGCAGGUGGUCUGGCUGCAGUUAUCUAUACAGAUGCAGCUCAGACUGCUAUCAUGCUGGCAGGAGCUCUGACCCUCAUGGGCUUCAGUUUUGUGGAGGUUGGAGGCUGGAAUGCUUUCAUGGAGGGUUACGGCAACGCCAUCCCAUCAAUUCGUGUACCCAACUCGACCUGUGGCAUCCCCCGAGAAGAUGCUUUCCACAUAUUCAGAGAUCCGGUGACUUCUGACCUCCCCUGGCCUGGUGUUAUUGUCGGCAUGUCCAUCCCCUCCAUGUGGUACUGGUGCUCUGAUCAGGUCAUUGUGCAGCGCUCUCUGGCUGCCAAGACCCUGACCCAUGCAAAAGGAGGCUCCCUGCUGGCUGCGUACCUCAAAGUUCUGCCCUUCUUUGCCAUCAUGAUCCCCGGCAUGAUCAGCAGGAUACUUUACACAGACGAAGUGGCUUGUGCAGAACCUGAGGUGUGCAGAGAGAUUUGUGGCAAUCCAGUGGGGUGUUCAGACAUCGCUUAUGCCAAACUGGUCAUGGAGCUUCUUCCUGCAGGACUGCGGGGCUUGAUGAUGGCUGUGAUGAUUGCUGCUCUCAUGUCUUCGCUGACCUCCAUCUUUAACAGUGCCAGCACCAUUUUUACCAUGGACUUGUGGAAGAGUUUCAGAUCCCGUGCUUCUGAAUGGGAGCUCAUGAUUGUGGGCAGAGUGUUUGUGCUUGUGUUGGUUGUGGUGUCUGUUUUGUGGAUUCCAGUCGUCCAGGCCAGUCAGGGUGGCCAGCUCUUCAUCUACAUCCAGUCCAUCAGCACUUACCUCCAGCCCCCCGUCUCCAUCAUCUUCCUCAUGGGCUGCUUUUGGAAGAGGACCAAUGAGAAGGGUGCUUUCUGGGGCCUGGCUAUUGGCCUUGUGGUCGGGUGUAUUCGUAUGUUACUGGACUUCAUCUACCCUGCUCCACUGUGCUAUGAAGAGGACGACAGACCUGCAGUGUUAAAAUAUGUUCAUUACCUCUACUUCUCCAUGUUGCUGUCCUUCAUUACCCUCGUUGUGGUGGUUGUAGUGAGCUUGGCUACAGAGGAGCCAAAACCAGAGCAGAUUAGUCGACUCACAUGGUUCACAAGACUCGACCCAGUGAAGCCUCGAGAGCAGGUGUUUGCAUCAGAGCAAAGCAGCACAACAUUAGAUGUAAUUGCUAUUCAGACUGAUGAUGUGGGAGCCACUGGGAGAGAGGUGGGAAGCAGCAAUGGAAACGCGUGUCAUCACAGGAAAGAUUCAGCAUCGUCUGCCAGCAGUGUACGCAGUCAGUCCAAGCUGAUGUCUGCCCUCUACUGGCUGUGUGGGAUGGAGAGACGGAACAAGGAAGCUGAUCCCGCUCCGCUUCCUGCACCUGAACAAACGAUCUGUUCUCUGGAGGAAAAGCCUCGUCUACAACUCAUUGUUAAUGCAAACCUCAUCAUUUGCCUCUCUGUAACCGCCUUUAUCAUUGGUUACUGGGCUUGAUGGGCAGUAAAUGGACAAAGAAUGGGCUGCAUGAAAGACUGUAGAGAUUUGAAUGUUUUAUUUUUUCACUCUUUGUAAAGUUUUAUCUUAAAAAUUAUAAAAAUGUGGUUGACUUUUUGUAAUACGAAUCAUAUAAAAAUGUCAUGUCAAUUGUUGCUUAAAAAAAACAACAACAAAAAAAACCCCUCAAGUAA